Messenger RNA from Anopheles stephensi (Asian malaria mosquito), 1128 nucleotides. RefSeq names its product forkhead box protein K1-like. Lineage: Eukaryota; Metazoa; Arthropoda; Insecta; Diptera; Culicidae. The record is from RefSeq and is a predicted model, not a curated record. The transcript is spliced from 2 exons. Bases 310 to 756 code for a protein of 148 amino acids. Gene Ontology annotation, molecular function: RNA polymerase II cis-regulatory region sequence-specific DNA binding; DNA-binding transcription factor activity, RNA polymerase II-specific; protein binding. Gene Ontology annotation, biological process: regulation of transcription by RNA polymerase II.
CUUUUUAUCAAACGCACAUGUUAACCGACGUUUGAAAUGCGAUGACACCACUACACACAAAGCAGCUCAAUGUAGUCAACGGUUUAACCAUGAACUGUCAAAACACGUGCCUGCGUCGUAAACAGCAACAGCAGCAGCGCAACAUCUUCUCUGUGGGGAAAUAACUCUUCUUGAGGUUGAAUAUUGUGGUUGGAGGUGAAAUACAGCUGAUCAAGCCAUUGUUGACAGAUCUCUUCAAAGCUCUCGACGCACACCGAAGAAGUAUUCUACGCAAACUACGCAGCUCGCUGAUCCUGUUUCCCCUCCAAAAUGGCUUCCUCUUCCGCUGAACCCAAACUAUACAACUUCAUCGCGCGUUUGAUCAGCGAAACAAACCUGUUGCUGAUCUCCGAGCACAAAGUGAUCGUUGGCAGUGCAGCACGUCAAGCGGGUGUAGACUUUCAGGUGCCCGCCAACGAACAGAUUGCCCCCAAACACUUUAUCAUCCAUUACUGGAAUAACGAGUUUUGGUUAGUUUGUCUGAGCAGAAAUAGUUUGUACAUGGAUGGAAGGCUACUGGCGAAAAAUGUCCUUCAACACAAGCUACCAAAGUCUUGCUUUUUUCGAUUUCCAGGCACCGAUGUUAAGCUGCGCUUUGAAAAUCUCAUUGGUAAAGUUCCAAACAUUGGUUUGCAGACGGCACGCCAUCGGCUGCCCUCUUUCGUGUCGGAGAUGCUGUUGGGACGCGGCGAGACGCGAAGCUCUAAUUUGUACUAAUUUGUAGUGGCGAGACAGGCGCAUGGCUGGAUCGAAUCAUCACCACCAAUAUUGUCCGAUCUCGUGCAUAAGGAGGACGAUCAGCAUUCUAACUUGCAAAAUCUUGUUGGACAAGGAACGUAUUUCAACACGAAGCUACCCACAACAAGUUUGGAAAUGCUCUUGAAGGAGUCUUAUCCAUAAUUAUGAACAAGUUCCUGUAGGACAGGAUGCGGUAUAGCACAGCUAAAACUAUUCGCUAUAAGUUCACGGUUAAUAUAUCCAUCGACAUCAGUUCCUGUAGUUAUUAAGCUUUGGUUUCGGGUUUAGUGUGUAUUCUUUCCAGUUGAAAUAGAUAAAAGUAAUUCAAUAAAACAUUUGCUACGGAUGAUA